Etheostoma cragini (Arkansas darter) is the source of this 636-nucleotide messenger RNA. It is a transcript of the gene tmem97, whose product is annotated as transmembrane protein 97. The record is from RefSeq and is a predicted model, not a curated record. Gene Ontology annotation, cellular component: endoplasmic reticulum. The transcript is spliced from 3 exons. Lineage: Eukaryota; Metazoa; Chordata; Actinopteri; Perciformes; Percidae. Bases 103 to 636 code for a protein of 177 amino acids.
AUGGGAUUCCUCCUGGGAACACGCGUUUCUACGACACACUACUGCUGCUAACUUUGGUCCCAGUUUCUGAUCUGUCAUUUGCACUGGGUUAUUUUAGAGAUCAUGGCUAUCCGUGUAUUAGAAUUACUCUUUUUCUUCUAUUUUGCCUCUCACAUUCCUAUCACUUUAUUUAUUGACUUGCAGGCCCUGCUACCUGGACAUGUGUAUCCUCAGCCGCUGAAAGAUCUUAUGAAGUGGUAUGCAUCGGAGUUCAAAGACCCGAUGGUGCUGGAUCCGCCACAAUGGUUUAAAUCUUUUAUUUUCUGCGAGGCUUUGUUUCAAACGCCUUUCUUUCCCGUUGCAGCUUAUGCUUUCCUAAAAGGAGGUUGUAAGUGGAUCAGGACUCCUGCCAUCAUGUAUGCCACACAUGUGGCCACCACCCUGGUCCCGAUUCUAGCUCAUAUCCUCUUUUAUCAGUUCCCCAUGACACCCCACCCAGGUCCCCAGACCACGAAGGAGCGCUGGCUGCUGGUCUCCAUAUACUUUCCAUACCUGCUGGUGCCUGUCCUGCUGCUCCUCACCAUGUUGCUGUCAUCCACAUACAACUCCACCUCCAAGUCUGGACACAAACCAGCCAAAUCCAAGAAGAAGAACUGA